Molecule: messenger RNA, 896 nt
Organism: Salvia miltiorrhiza (redroot sage)
Lineage: Eukaryota; Viridiplantae; Streptophyta; Magnoliopsida; Lamiales; Lamiaceae
Product: beta-amyrin 28-monooxygenase-like
Exons: 4
Biological process (GO): sterol metabolic process
Molecular function (GO): oxidoreductase activity, acting on paired donors, with incorporation or reduction of molecular oxygen; iron ion binding; monooxygenase activity
Source: RefSeq, a predicted model, not a curated record
AUGUCGACCUCCGCGCCACCGCCUACGAGAUCUUCAUCCUCAAAAACCUCUCCUCCGCCUAAUCUGGAAAUCGCCAUUGCUGCUCUCGAGAUUUCUCGAAGAGGAAAUCACAGGCGGUCUAGAAAUCGGAGCGAGCGAGCCUGCCGCUGCUCGAGCUACCUCCGCGCCGAUCUAUUCUCUCCGAUCGGAGAUGGCGCUAGGGCUUCAGACUGCCGUCCCUCUUUCUCAUCUCCUCCGGCGACCACAACUCCUGCUACAGCCGCCGCCCUCAACAAUUCUCCCUCUCUGCUCGAGCUCCAGCGCCUGAGCCCUAGUUCCCUUGGGGGAGUGACAGCCGUCAUGAACUAUCUUGCUGAAUUCCCCCACAUUUAUGACGAGGUUUUGAAAGAACAAAUGGCGAUUGCGAAAACAAAAGGGCCUAAUGAUCUGCUGACAUGGGAAGAUAUCGAGAAGAUGAAGUACUCGUGGAACGUUGCGCGUGAAUCACUGAGGCUAACUCCGCCUGUACAAGGAGCAUUCAGACAAACCACGACCGAGUUCACUUAUGCAGGUUUCACUAUUCCUAAAGGAUGGAAGACAUUCUGGACGGUGCAUUCGUCUCACAAGAAUCCCAAGUACUUCCCGGAGCCAGAGAAGUUUGAUCUAUCGCGGUUUGAGGGGAGUGGGCUGGCGCCUUACACGUUCGUUCCGUUUGGAGGAGGGGCGAGGAUGUGCCCGGGGAAGGAGUAUGCUAGGCUUGAAGUGUUGGUUUUCAUGCAGUCGCCCUCACCCCUACCCUUAUUUCUCUCCGUCCGUGACCGAACAGCAACGGCAGCGCCGCCGCGUCCUGGCCUUCCUCUGCUCUCUCAACCUCCAGCACCAACAACGGCUCUAGAUCCUCUCCACCCGAUCCAGAG